GCCCGGCUCCAUAAGGCCGCGGGCCGCCGGCCGGACCCAGCGCCCCAGCCCGGGACGGGCGAUGCGGACGCGGAACGCCAUGGCCUGGGCCCGGCCGGUUCGCGCUUGCCUCUGCCUCCUGCUGCUGGCCGUGCCCGGCCAAGCGGGCCGCGCGGGUUUCCAGCAGGUUUCUCUGUUGUCUUCCUAUGAAGUUGUAAUCCCACAGAGGUUGGGAAGAGAGCGGCGAGAGGCCUCCAACGUCUCCUCGGUACAGGACAAGGUGUCAUAUGCCAUCGAGAUAGAGGGAAAAGAACACAGGAUUCACCUAGAAAAGAACAAAGAUCUGCUGCCCAAAGAUUUCACAGUUUAUACCUAUAACAAAGAGGGGAAGUUGCAAUCUGAAUAUCCAGAUGUCCAGGAUCACUGCCACUAUCAGGGGUACGUGGAGGGGACCCUGGAUUCUGUGGUGGCCGUCAGCACUUGCUCGGGGCUCAGGGGUUUGGUGACAAUAGGGAACAUCACCUAUGGGAUUGAGCCCAUGGAUUCCUCUCCUGGCUCUAAACACAUUUUAUAUCGAUUGGAUAAUGUGAAGAAAGAGCCCACAAUGUGUGGAGUAACCACUGGAGCAGACCAUGAGGGGGAAGAUGGAGAGGAAAGUCACCAUCCCAGCAUGACUCAGCUGCUGCGAAGAAAGAGAGCAGUCCUCCAUCAGACAAGAUACGUGGAGCUGUUCAUCGUUGUGGAUAAAGAAAAGUUUGAAGAUUUUGGGAAGAGUGAAACAGAAGUAAGAGAACACAUGGUGCAACUGGCAAACUUCCUUGACAGUAUGUACAUCAUGUUGAACAUCCGUGUUGUGCUGGUUGGACUCGAGAUCUGGAAGUAUGAAAACAUCAUCAGCACGGAUGGAGGGGCUGGGGAUGUGCUGGCAAACUUUGUGCAGUGGAGAGAGAAGAACCUGGUUCUGCGCCGCAGACACGACAGUGCCCAGUUUGUCCUGAAGAAGGGGUUUGGUGGCACGGCUGGGAUGGCCUACGUUGGGACAGUGUGCUCCAAGAGCCACGCUGGAGGCAUUAAUGUGUUUGGAAGAAUCAGUAUACAGAUGUUUGCAUCCAUUAUGGCUCAUGAGCUGGGACAUAACCUGGGGAUGAACCACGAUGAUGAACGUGUCUGUCACUGUGGAGCAAGCAGUUGUAUUAUGAGCUCUGGAGCAUCAGGAUCGAGGAACUUCAGCAGCUGCAGUGCAGAAGACUUUGAGAAGCUCACCCUCAACAAAGGUGGGAGCUGCCUGCUCAACGUUCCCAAGCCUGAUGAAACCUACAGCGUCCCCUACUGUGGGAACAAGCUGGUAGAUGCUGGGGAGGAAUGUGACUGUGGGUCACCAAAGGAGUGUGAAAGUGAUCCUUGCUGUGAGCCAGGGACUUGCAGGCUGCAGUCUGGGGCUGAAUGUGCUUAUGGUGACUGCUGUAAAAACUGCCAGCUCCUUCCUGGGGGAACUGAGUGUCGGGCGAGAAACGACGAGUGUGACCUCCCGGAGUAUUGCAACGGCACGUCGCAGUUCUGCCAGCCCGACGCCACGGUGCAGAACGGCCACCCCUGCCACAACCAGCAGGCCUACUGCUACAACGGGGUCUGCCAGUACUAUGAUGCCCAGUGUCAGGAUAUCUUUGGCUCAAAAGCCAAAGCAGCCCCCAACAUUUGUUUUGCUGAAGUGAACUCCAAGGGUGACAGAUUUGGCAACUGUGGUUUCCAUGGCCAUGACUACAAGAAGUGUUCCAGCUGGAAUGCCAUGUGUGGGAAGCUGCAGUGUGAGAAUGUGAAAGCUCUGCCAGUGUUUGGAAUUAAGCCUGCUAUUAUCCAGACUCCCAUUGGAGGCACCACGUGCUGGGGUGUAGAUUUCCAGCUGGGCUCCGACGUCCCAGACCCAGGAAUGGUGAAUGAAGGCACCAAAUGUGAUACUGGGAAGAUCUGCAGACACUUCCAGUGUGUGAGUGCCUCUGUCCUCAACUACGACUGUGACGUGGAGAGGAAAUGCCACGGACACGGGGUGUGCAAUAACAACAGGAACUGUCACUGUAAAGAAGGCUGGGCCCCUCCUUACUGUGACACGAAGGGCUACGGGGGAAGCGUGGACAGUGGCCCCCCUUACAAUGACACCUCACUCAGAGAUGGGCUGCUGGUGUUUUUUUUCCUGGUCCUCCCACUCCUUGUGGCUGCUGCUCUGGCAUUUGCAAAAAGAGACAGGCUGAAGAGAGGCUGUAGGAGAUGGAUGUCACGCUGCCACUCGUCACGUCAGCCACCACCUCCCAGAGCUGAGGCUGAGCCAAGGGCCUACCCCCACAGAGGCUUCUCCCACGGCAUGCCUUGUGCCCCAAGGCAUAUGGAACCAAAUACCUUUCCUGUUCCAUCUUACCCAGUUCACCAGCAUCCUCAGCAGCCCUACCACCCCUCCUACUACCCAGCCCCGCAGUACCAGGCGCCGCAGCCGCAGAAGCUGCCCACAAGGACCCCAGCUGGGACUGGAGCUGCCUGCUCCAAGAACCCUUCCAGUACAGCAAGUGGGAGCUGCUGUUGGUAUCCCCGUGAAGAAGGAGAUGCUUUGGUGUGUUGGCAUCUUUCUAAAGGUGAAGAACUGGAGCAACCCCCACAGUGUUCUCCCAAACAAGGAAAUCUGGCCAGUUACACUCCCUUUGCGUGGAGGAAUGAACCAUUCCCGGGUGAAUGGCACAAGGGAAGUGAGGAGUGGGCUUAUUCAGAGGGAGACAAACCCCUUGUGAACAUGUUACUGCAUGUGUGUGUGUUUCUUGAUGUGUAACAAUACCUUUACCUUCUCCCUUCCAUGCUGACUGACCCUGAGCUGUGCUCCCUGAGCACUGGGGCUAAUGGUUUUAAGUCAUUGUGAGUUGCUAAAUGAGAAUCUCUACUAAUUCCCACUAACAGCCAGCAAUGGGCAGGGGAAAGAAAGGUACAAAAAGGAUGUGGCCACAGGCUGGGUUGAAAAAAAUGAGGCUCUCUUAGGUUUUAAUGUGAGGCUGGAGACCAGGAGCAAUCCCUGCAGGGCACUAAGCAGCCAAACAGCUCCUGAGCUGCUCAGAGCACUGGGAACAGGAGUGUGUUGGCUCAGGCAGCCUCUCCACCUCCCCUCCACCCUUCCUGCUGUCAGUCAGGAUGCUCCCAGCUCCCUCAGCCUGCCUGGCUCAACUAGAGCUGGAAACUCUUGGCUGGAAAGGAGCUUUUUAGCGUUUUGGGGUGAUGGUUUGGAGGUGUGUUGCACACCCAGGGCAGGGCUGUGUGCUGUGGGUGGAGGCUGAGUGCUGGUGGUCACAAAUAGGAGCCAAUUUGCUGAAAGCAAGGACUUGAGCAGUGCUUGGCUUUUCCACUUUGUGCUGGCCACUGAGUGCAAACUCAACCUGUAAACCCCCCCCUUAAUUUUGCCAACCCCCCACUUCUGUGUAUAUGCAUCUACAGAUAUAUAGAGUGUUGGCCUCUGCAGUAAUAAAAUACUUGAACUUCUGUGGUUUCCCAUAACCUUAGACUAAGCUUUAUAACACUAUUAGAAUAGGUAAAACAUCACCUAAAUGCCACCAGACAGGGCUUUGGGGGGAAUCUCCCAAGUUUAACCCCUUCCUCUUUGUAUUCUCCUGGGUCUGGGCUGUCUGUCAGCAUUGGGGAGGGGAGAGGGGGGUGUCCUGGGGACCUCCUCAGCCCCAGGCUGCCAUCACCCACGAGAGAGGGAUGUGCUGACUCCUACCGGUGUGUGUGAAACUAAAACUGUGCUGCAAAUGGUGCCUUUUCAUAGUUAAAAUGAGGGGGUUUUCUAC
Messenger RNA from Colius striatus (speckled mousebird), 3797 nucleotides. It is a transcript of the gene ADAM9, whose product is annotated as ADAM metallopeptidase domain 9. Gene Ontology annotation, cellular component: plasma membrane. The record is from RefSeq and is a predicted model, not a curated record. Gene Ontology annotation, biological process: cell-cell adhesion mediated by integrin; transforming growth factor beta receptor signaling pathway; membrane protein ectodomain proteolysis. The transcript has 22 exons. Lineage: Eukaryota; Metazoa; Chordata; Aves; Coliiformes; Coliidae. Gene Ontology annotation, molecular function: integrin binding; metalloendopeptidase activity. The coding region runs from base 62 to 2791 and encodes 909 amino acids.